Molecule: messenger RNA, 804 nt
Organism: Gloeophyllum trabeum ATCC 11539
Lineage: Eukaryota; Fungi; Basidiomycota; Agaricomycetes; Gloeophyllales; Gloeophyllaceae
Exons: 3
Coding region: 69-452 (127 amino acids)
Source: RefSeq, a predicted model, not a curated record
GGGUAUCUUCGACGCUUGCCUCCUCGUGCAUUACAGUAUCGUCUCUGAAGGCUCGAAGCGCCGCUUACAUGCAUCGCUAUGCUCGCGCGAAUCUAAGACUACAGGGGUUCUUCAAGGUUCCGAGGAGAGCCUCCUCCGGGAGUGCGUUGAAGGAGCACGCGUCUCGUCAUAAUGGUGACGUGCCGAAGGAACCGCAACCUCUGUUGAAAGCGCCCUGGUGGCAUAGAGCGGCUUUUUGGCUAAGGGUAACGCUUGUCCCUGGGUUUCUUGUUUAUUCUGUCUUCUACGCUGACUGGGGCGAGGGUGACCAUGUGUUCAGACCCCCGCGGAAAUGGCUGGAACAGCAGAAGGCUGCGUUCUUCAACCUUUCACCAGAGGAGCGCAAGCUUGUAGAGACGGACAUGGCAGAGUCACCUGCUGCACCAGCAGCUGACGCACCCACAAAAAGUUGAACUAGUUGGACCCACACUGUCACUCUCGGACCAAGUGUGAUGUAUAGUUCAACGCGCACGCUCUCUCCGCUGCUCACAUGGAAAGGCGAGACUUCUGGCCGCAAGAUGCGAAUCGGCAUGAAGAGAGGCAAAGGAGAGGUACGCAGGACUUCAGCGGGGUGAUGCGCUACCGGGAGAUUUGGACACAUUUGUGUAUAGACAUGGAUGGAUUCGAGGCACACGAAGGAGUAUCCGCCAGGCAGGAUGUCUGUACUGUGCCAUUCACGUACCAUAUAGCAUAGCUCCAGUCCUCUAAUAUUUCGAAUGUGCAUGUAAGCCCCGUCGCGAAUCCGAAUGCAUGAAUUGUGAGAUA